AUGAUCAUGACCAUGGUGAAAUCAGCCGUAAAGAAGGGACGGAAAAGAUUGACUCACCAAGAGGAUCCGAAAAUUAGGGAUGGUGUUGUUAAACUUAGAGAGAAACUAACAAGCAGACAAAAACAAAGGCUUAAGAAGCGUCUACUAAAAUCCGAUGAACUUGUUGAAAAUAGAACGCCUCAAAAGGUUUUCGAGUCACCUGACAGUCUGCCUGCGACUCAAAGUGGAUUUUUUGAAAAUGAUGGUGACGAACUUAUGGUUGACGAUUUUGGACGUCUAUCGGAUUUGGAAGAUGAAGACAUUAAGACAAACGCGGAUUUUGUAGAACCUGUAGAUGAAAAAGAAGAUAUGAUAACCAACCUCACUUCCGAAGAUGCAGUUGAAAAGUCUGUAAUGGAUUCCAGUACAUUAGACCAACGCAUUCGGAACUGGCUUUAUAUUCUCUCCGAUUUCAAAAACAGAGCACCUGCAGACCUCAGUAGGAGUUUGUGUGUUCGAACUCUAAUAAGUGACUUAUGUUCUCGUUAUUCGUACAAUCAGUUCCUUAUGGUGAAACUUCUUGAUUUGUUUCCCAAAGAGAUUGUUGAGGUUUUAGAAGCUAAUGAAGUCGACAGGCCAGUGACCAUUCGCACAAAUACAUUAAAGACACGUCGCAGGGAAUUAGCUCAAGCUUUAAUAAAUCGCGGUGUAAACCUUGAUCCUUUGGAACCGUGGAGCAAAGUUGGACUUGUUGUUUAUUCAUCACAAGUACCAUUAGGAGCAACACCAGAAUAUCUUGCCGGUCAUUAUAUACUUCAGGGGGCUAGUUCUAUGCUUCCUGUAAUGGCCUUGUCUCCUCAGUUAGGCGAGCGUAUCUUGGAUUUGUGUGCUGCGCCUGGUGGGAAAACAACUUACAUUGCACAACUCAUGAAAAAUACCGGCACCAUUUUUGCAAAUGAAAUAAACCCCAAUAGAGCCAAAGCGCUGCUUGGAAAUUGUCAUCGUAUGGGUGUGACAAAUACUGUCAUCUGCACAGAAAAUGGGCGGAAAUUUCCAAAUAUUAUGUCGAACUUCGACCGAGUCCUCGUAGACGCACCGUGUUCUGGAACUGGUAUCAUUGCCAAAGAUCCUUCUGUGAAAACCACCAAGAGUAAUGACGAAAUUCAAAAGUGUGUGGAAUUGCAGAAAAGGUUACUUGUAGCUGCUAUUGAUUCCUGCAAAGUUGGAGGUUACGUAGUCUAUUCCACAUGCUCCAUAUUGUUGUGGAUAUUUAUCAUUAAAUCGAUCUGGCACACAAAAUGA
Molecule: messenger RNA, 1281 nt
Organism: Schistosoma spindalis
Lineage: Eukaryota; Metazoa; Platyhelminthes; Trematoda; Strigeidida; Schistosomatidae
Source: the annotation of a GenBank genome assembly